Molecule: messenger RNA, 1050 nt
Organism: Mesocestoides corti
Lineage: Eukaryota; Metazoa; Platyhelminthes; Cestoda; Cyclophyllidea; Mesocestoididae
Source: the annotation of a GenBank genome assembly
AUGGACCAGGUAACAAUCUUUUCGUUUCUUUCAUUCUUUUUUAAAGGUGAUGGUUUAAAGGAAUGGGGCGGCUUGAUAUUUGACAGUUGCCUAGUUGAGAAGACCGGUACAGAUACGACAUGGCAGGACUUUUAUAGGGAAGAAAAUGCACUGUUGAGGGCAUACGCGAGCCCAUCUGAUGUCAUCAUGCUUUCUGUUUGCCCGCGUAUUUCCUCUGAGGAUUUACGCCAAACUCAACUUCUUACAGUUGACUUAAGCGGUUGGGAGGCCUUCUACUCAUGGAGAGGGCUGUCGCUCUCAUCUCCUCUAGCCUUUCUUUUUCACUGGCCUCUCACAGUUUACUACAUACUAAACAAAUUGUUUCCAGUGGUUUCUUUUAUUUAUAUAAUCGAUUUAUUUAUUAUUGUGUCCACCGCAGAUCCACAUCAAGUCAACCACAUAUUGGAAAAAAAAACUCUAAAUGUUCACGUUAUUGGUGCUGAAGCAGAGGUUGACAUGCUUCCAGUUUUUAAGGAAUUAGAAUUUCUCAUUUCACCUGCCAUCGAGGAAGUGGUGCUUAAUUUAAUCGGGCCAAACAUCUCUCCCUAUGCCAGUGGUAAAAAAUGGUUACUUUCGCACCGCAUGUCAGCGAACAUUUGGCGUGGGCAUUACCACCAAUUUGUUGAGGAAUUUCAAUCUGGGGGAAACUUUUGCUCGCCAGAUUUUGUAAUAGGUUUCAAUGUGGGCUUCGCUGCCUAUCCUUCAUGGACGAAGACACUAGAAUUGCUCAAGGCCAUGAAUGUACCCUGCUUCUUCACUGAUUCGUGUCAGUAUUCGUGCAUAUGGGAUUUUCAAGUCAUGGAUGCCGUAGGAUUAGGCUCCGGUUUUGACACAUCGAAUCCACAAUCGGCAAUGGCUUCUCUCAAUUUAAAUCCCUUCAGGAGUCCCGUGAGAAUCCGAACCGGAGGCACUCGCUGGCCUUGGUUCAGCAACGCCUUUAUCUUUUCUCCAUGUGCUGCAGAAUUUAACGAAGACGCCCUGGCAGCUAAACUAUCUGGUGUGCAAAUUUAG